Monopterus albus (swamp eel) is the source of this 2653-nucleotide messenger RNA. RefSeq names its product brain protein I3 (gene bri3). The record is from RefSeq and is a predicted model, not a curated record. Bases 495 to 881 code for a protein of 128 amino acids. NCBI's taxonomy places the organism in Eukaryota, Metazoa, Chordata, Actinopteri, Synbranchiformes, Synbranchidae. The transcript is spliced from 3 exons.
ACCUUUAUUGUGGUGAGCUGUCGCUUUAAGAAGCCUUUCACUGCGCAGAGGCGCUACGGCAGCUCAUCACAUGAUUCUUCUCUUGUGACAAGCCAGACAGGAAAAGCCUUUCUGACUUCUGGCUGAGUUAUAAGAUACUGCGAUGAGAGAUAACUUCUGCUUCGGUACCGAAGGACCAACUGUAAAGGGGGAAAUGAAGUUAAGUUAAUCAAUACCAGACUGAUUCAGACCAUUCCUGUGUGGUAAGUAACGUUUGGGGGUUUUGCGCCACCGGGGACACAGUGCGCAUGGAGAGGGACGAAGUUUCCUUUUGGUGCAGCAUUUUCCCUUUGUUUUCUUUGUUUUUGUCGCCACUGCGUGUCAACCAACGUCGCACGGCUUUUUGGGCAACAAGACACAAGUAGCCGGAGUUCAGUUUUGACCCUGUGUGUUACCGAAGAAUCGAGUUAAGAGCAGAGGAAGACACAACUUGAGGACGCGUUACGUCGGGUGAGAUGGUGGACAACAAACCCCUUCUUCAGGACAAACCUCCUGCUUACAACGCCGUCCCCAGGGGUUAUGAGUACGGCCCGCAGCAGCAAGGCUAUGGGGCCAUCGCCCCUCAGGCCCCGCCGCCCUACCAGUACCCCGGUGGCCAAGGAUACCCACCAGCCCCUGUGGGCCCUGCUGUAUCCCAGCAGCCCUACACUGAGACUUACACCAUCAUCCAACCCUCUGUAGUGGUGGUGGGAGGCUGCCCUGCCUGCAGAGUUGGUGUCCUGGAGGAUGACUUCACUUGCCUGGGGAUCCUUUGUGCCAUCUUCUUCUUCCCCCUGGGUAUCCUCUUCUGCUUUGCGCUGCGUCAGAGAAGGUGUCCCAACUGUGGCGCCACCUUCGGCUAGAGGGACCAAGCCACAGCUCACGUGUGUGUGUGUGUGUGUGUGUUCCCAUACAUACACACAAACUCACAUACAGCUACAGACAUAAUCCAGCAUUUUUGUCUUUUGUUUCUUUUCUUAAUAUUGCACAUUGCUGUUGCCAUUAUGUUAAUGCACAACGGGUGAUUAAGAUAUUAUACGAGAUGCUAUUAGAGGCACGUAAAAAUCUAUUUUGAUCUGCUUGUUGAGGAUAUAUUCUAGCAUGUGUAAGUGUUGAGCGUUUGUCAGUGCCUUCACUACAUGCUGAGUGGUAUUCAAAGAUUCCAUCUGGAUUUUUUUUUUUUUUUUUUUGUAGAUUUAGCUCAGUUGUCAAAGGAUAUAAGCAAAUUCCUUCCUGUUUUGUCAAGCCAGAAUCAAACCACAUGUAAUUUUUUUUUUAAUUAACACUGUGCUUGGUAACUUAGCAACAGCAUCCUGUAGAUGUAUUUGAUUUUUCAGGAAAUUCAAACUUUUUUUUUUUUUUUUUUUGGCUGUGUACGUCACAUGGAAUAACACGGCAUGUUUAAAAACUGUUGUGUAAGGAACGCUGGACAUGAACUGUCUGUCAAACUAUGGACUCGUCAGACAAAGUCUGCAGCAUUUUCUCUGUUUUUGUUGAUAUUAGUUCAUGGGGCCAUAUUUGCACUGAACAUUUGUUUGAUUAUUCUGCUGGGUUGUGCUUUUCCAGGGCCAAUGCAGACCUCAGGUACAAUAUAUACAAUCUGAAACGCCCUCGACUUUACAACCUCAGUCACUGUUCGACUUCCUACUUUAAGAGGAACAAGUGCAGACUCUUCCUUUCAUGGUUGGAGUGUCACUUCAAAGAAGCAUGCUGAGAGCAAACGCUGAAGAAAUCUAUGUGUAUACUCUCUGGAUUUUUAUCUUAGUACUCUGUGACAAGUCACCCUGCCCCAUUUGUUCCAGCCAGACAAUCGAUCAAGAAUGUCUUUGUCCCUGUAUCUGCAGUGUUUCCAUGUCAGUCUUCCAUCACUGCAACAUGUUAUAUAACCAUCUGUGGCAGAAGAAAGAAAUAUAACUGAGUGGGAGUAAUAACAAAAAUCUUCUUGCUUUAGAGAACACACUACGCACGCUUACUGUAUAUGAUUGAGGUUCUUACUUUUAUAUCAGUUACUGUAAUUAAAAAUGAAUGCUACUUAAGGGCUUGACCGCUUCUUUGAUCUGAUUUUCACACAGCGCCUGUAAAUGAGCUGAAAUAUACUGUUACUUUUGAUAUAAACAAAGGAAUGCAUGACAAGCUAAAAUUGAAGAAAUCUUUAUUUUUCAUACAGAAGUUUUAUUAAAGGUGCAAUGUGGACCAGAGAUGACCAAAAAAAAAAAAGCCUGGUCUUAAAAUGCCAUGUGUAAUGAUUAAAGCAGAACCGAUUGCACUGUAUAUGUGAAGAUGAGGUGAUUGUCAUAACUCAUGUCCACAGGUAAAUAAUUUACAGUUGGUACCGUUAUGUGUCAUAAAGGCAAAGGUCUCUCCACUAUCAUCUAGCUCUACAGAAAGUGAAGUUAGUUGGUAACGGACAAUAUUCAUAGCAUUUAUACAAAUUAAUCUACAAGACAGAAUGAAGGAUAAAGAUCACGUGUUUGUGUUUUUGGAUCCAUCUCUUUAAAUGCUUGAAUUAUUUUUCUCCUCAUGACAAAGAAAAGCACUUUAGCAUUGACACUGAGUUGCACCUUUUGUAAAGACCUGCAGGUGAAGUACAGAGGUCCUCUACAGUACAUUCUUCUACUGUCCUAUGGCAACAAAA